AUGGCCUACCGCAACGGCGUGCCCCACUCCGGCCAGUCGCCUUUGCCUCAGGCUCGUGCGCUGCCGCAGGUCCAGCAGCCCACCAACCAGAUGGCUUACGGUGCCCAGUAUGCUGCUCCCAUGGGUUACAACAUGAACCUCGCCUCCAACCACGGACCGGUCGGAUACGGCUACAGCGCUGCUGGUCAAGGUGGCUUUGCUCAAAGUCAAGCCUACGCUCAACAGGCCUCGGCCGCACACCAAUACCAGACUCCCGCUCAUCUCCAAGCUCAGAUCCAUCAGGCGGCCAUCGCUGCACAGGCACAAGCUCCUCCAUCUCAGCUCCAGCAUCCCGCCAUGUCUCAAGCCGCACAGCUUCAGCAGCAGCAGAUCGCCGCUUCCCAACAGCACAAUUUGCAAGCUCCAAACUCUGGCUACUCUCAACAGCGCGGAGGCUCGCCCAUCAACCGAUCUCCGUCCCCUUCUGCCCGUCCGCUCAACGCUGCGCCAAGGAGUCCACAGCCCUUCGGCCAGGCUCAGACCUACUCGCAGCAACAGCAGUAUUAUCAACAACAACAGCAGCAACAUUAUCAGCAACAGCAACAGCAGUAUGCCCAAGCCGGCGGCUCCACUUCGCCAAAUCCCGCCAAUGAAAAGCCCGCCGACUACGUCUACUUUGAGCGUUCCACCAAUGGCAUGCAGAAAUCCACCAUCGAGGCUGCCACGGGCGCCAAGCUCAAGCUUGAAAACUUCUACAAGGUGUACGUGGAGCAGGCUGUUGAGCGCAUCAAACGUGCUGCUGAGCUUGAGGACCGUCUCACCAACCCACCGGACGGUGUCCAUCUCUCGGAUGAGCGCAAAGCGCGUCAGCUGGCCCAGCUCGGUCGUCGCGAAUCCAACUUCUUGCGUUUGCGAAGAACCCGCCUUGGCCUCGACGACUUCCGCACCGUCAAGGUCAUCGGUAAGGGUGCAUUCGGUGAGGUGCGAUUGGUGCAGAAGACCGACACGGGCAAGAUCUACGCCAUGAAGACGUUGCGUAAGAGCGAGAUGUUCAAAAAGGACCAGCUGGCGCACGUGCGCGCAGAGAGGGAUGUACUAGCAGAGAGCAACUCGCCAUGGGUCGUUCAGCUCUAUUACUCGUUCCAGGACACGGCCUAUCUGUACCUGCUCAUGGAAUUCUUGCCAGGUGGCGAUCUCAUGACCAUGCUUAUCAAGUACGACACCUUCUCGGAGGAUGUCACGCGUUUCUACAUGGCCGAGUGCGUGCUUGCGCUCGAGGGCAUUCACAAGCUCGGCUUCAUUCACCGUGAUAUCAAGCCGGACAACAUCCUUAUCGACGCCCGAGGUCACAUCAAGCUGUCGGACUUCGGUCUCUCGACCGGUUUUCACAAGCAGCACGAUUCGGCCUACUACCAACGUUUGUUUGAAGGCACGGCCGGCCAGAACCCUGCACAGACCGGUCGCAACUCGGUCGCUGUCAACUCGAUCAACCUCACGCUGUCGUCCAAGGACACCAUCGCUACAUGGAAGGCCAACCGUCGCAAACUCGCUUACUCGACCGUUGGCACGCCGGACUACAUCGCCCCCGAGAUCUUCCUGCAGCAAGGUUAUGGGAAUGAGUGUGACUGGUGGAGUUUGGGCGCCAUCAUGUUUGAGUGUCUGUGCGGCUAUCCGCCGUUCUGUUCGGAAAACGCACACGAUACUUACCGCAAGAUUCUGGCGUGGAGGGAGACGCUCCAGUUCCCGGAUGACAUCCACCUUUCUCCAGAGGCAGAGGACAUGAUUCGACGUUUGAUUACCGCUCCCGAGAACCGUUUAGGUCGAAACAGCGCUACGGAGAUCAAGGACCAUCCGUUCUUCGCCGGUGUAGAUUGGUCUACUAUCCGUCAGAUCGACGCGCCUUUCAUUCCGCAGCUCAAGAGCAUCACCGAUACCAGCUACUUCCCGACCGAGGACUACCAGGACGUUCCGGAGACGCCGGCGGGCGCGGAUAUCGGUGUCGGCAGCAAGGAUCUUGCUUUCCUGGGCUACACGUACAGGCGAUACGAGAGCAACGAGACUGUGCUCUAA
Molecule: messenger RNA, 2049 nt
Organism: Sporisorium graminicola
Lineage: Eukaryota; Fungi; Basidiomycota; Ustilaginomycetes; Ustilaginales; Ustilaginaceae
Exons: 2
Coding region: 1-2049 (682 amino acids)
Biological process (GO): peptidyl-serine phosphorylation; intracellular signal transduction
Molecular function (GO): ATP binding; protein serine/threonine kinase activity
Source: RefSeq, a predicted model, not a curated record